Messenger RNA from Closterium sp. Naga37s-1, 4461 nucleotides. NCBI's taxonomy places the organism in Eukaryota, Viridiplantae, Streptophyta, Zygnematophyceae, Desmidiales, Closteriaceae. The record is from the annotation of a GenBank genome assembly.
AUGGCGGCGCAGAAGCUUUGCCACGGAAACAAUGGCGAACCACGGACGGCAGUGCGGCAACAAGGAAGGGGCAGCAGGAGAGCAGGGGCUAAAGUGGAACCCGAGAAGCUGCAGGUGCUGUCACGGGCAGACAUGUUGCACUACGUGGAUGUAAGAGACGCGUGGGACCGGCAAGAGUGCGAGUGCUGCUUCGACCGCGCCGUGAGCUACCGCGCACAGCUCGCACUUCGCAUGGUGGGCCUAUCAGGAUUCCGUUCCCUCCUUCUGAUGCGCCUGCCCGACUCCAUCCCGCUUGUCCCUUUCAAUCAACCACCCAGCGCCAUUGUCGAGUACUCUGCAGGAGUACACAUGAAGCCUCUGGAGGGUCUGUCGCCACCUCAGCCAGUGUUGGGCGUGAAGUGUGUGGUGGCGCCGAUGCGCUGUGCCGAGGCAAUGAUUGUCGAGUGGAUGGCGGAGCCUCGAGUGGGCGUGCUCAUGGACCUGGGGAGGAUCAGAUCCCGCCUGCCUGCCAUUCUGGCUGCUACAGAUGCUGCUACAACUACAGGAGCGCCUCCUGCAACACCUGCUGCAUCUGCUGCCGCUAGAGGAACCUGGGCUACUCGCUGGGCUGCCUACCGCCGUGCUGUCAGCUUCGCUGCCUUCCUCGUGCUUGUAGCGAGGUGCCCGCGUGUUGUGAACUUAAGGAGGUUGUCUUUGUCUACUCACUCCGCCGCUUAUCCGGCUGCCAUGCAGCUGGGGGCGGCCAGGCAGAUUGAGAACGAUUGCUUUGCGUCCAUGCUGGUGCAGGUGCUCGGGGUGAAGGAGAGCGUUGAGCUGCAGGAAGGGUUUGGGUUCUUCGUGCAGCAUGUGCUGUCAGGCGGACUGGAGAAGGCGCACGCGGAGGGGAGGGGCGCAGCUGAGGGGGAGACUGCUGGGAGUGCGCAGGGUGAGGAGGCACAGGCGGGUGGCGAGGUGAUGGAUUGGGGUGGGCGCAUGGAAAUGGAGGAGAAGCAGGGGGAUGACCUGUCAAAGGUGAUUGCGACACAGGUUGGUGGUGGUGGUGUGAGGGACAGAGGGUACGAAGGGGAACCGAAGCAUAGCAGCAAGGCGAGCAGAGGGGAAGAGAGGCGACGCGGCGAGGCGAAUCAUUCAGUUGCUGGGGAGGGUGGCAGAGGGGGGAAGAAUGGAAAGUGGAGGGAGAAUCUGAAGGGGCGUGAAUGGGAGAGGUACGUGGAUGGCAUAGCUUGGAUUCUGGCGCAUGGAGAGGGGGAAGGGAGGGAGUUUAGAUGCAGGCACUGCAGUGAGGAGGGCAGGCACUGCAGUGAGGAGGGCAGGCACUGCAGUGAGGAGGGCAGGCACUGCAGUGAGGAGGGCAGGCACUGCAGUGAGGAGGGCAGGCACUGCAGUGAGGAGGGCAGGCACUGCAGUGAGGAGGGCAGGCACUGCAGUGAGGAGGGCAGGCACUGCAGUGAGGAGGGCAGGCACUGCAGUGAGGAGGGCAGGCACUGCAGUGAGGAGGGCAGGCACUGCAGUGAGGAGGGCAGGCACUGCAGUGAGGAGGGCAGGCACUGCAGUGAGGAGGGCAGGCACUGCAGUGAGGAGGGCAGGCACUGCAGUGAGGAGGGCAGGCACUGCAGUGAGGAGGGCAGGCACUGCAGUGAGGAGGGCAGGCACUGCAGUGAGGAGGGGGGCAGCAACAGUGGCGGUGAUGUGCAAUUGAAAGGUAUUCCCAAGGGCAUGUAUGUGAGUGGGGUAAGCGCCACGGAGUUCGCUCUUGCUUUGGCCGUGGAGCUGUCUAAGCCAGAGAGCUGCAUGGAGGCGGUUCUAUACAUGCUGGAUGGGAACAAUGCCAACAAGGUGAGAGUGGAAGAGGCAGCAAUCGAGGAGGCUAGAAGCAGGCUGAGAAGAGGAGUAGGUGGAAAGGGCAGAAAAUGGGAUUCAGGAGGAAUAGGAGGAGGCACGAGAGGGGCAGCAGCAGACACGAGAGGGGCAGCAGCAGACACACGUAGGAAUGGUCGCAUGGAGAUGGAGUGGGAGGAAUGGUCGCAUGGAGAUGGAGUGGGAGGAAUGGUCGCAUGGAGAUGGAGUGGGAGGAAUGGUCGCAUGGAGAUGGAGUGGGAGGAAUGGUCGCAUGGAGAUGGAGUGGGAGGAAUGGUCGCAUGGAGAUGGAGUGGGAGGAAUGGUCGCAUGGAGAUGGAGUGGGAGGAAUGGUCGCAUGGAGAUGGAGUGGGAGGAAUGGUCGCAUGGAGAUGGAGUGGGAGGAAUGGUCGCAUGGAGAUGGAGUGGGAGGAAUGGUCGCAUGGAGAUGGAGUGGGAGGAAUGGUCGCAUGGAGAUGGAGUGGGAGGAAUGGUCGCAUGGAGAUGGAGUGGGAGGAAUGGUCGCAUGGAGAUGGAGUGGGAGGAAUGGUCGCAUGGAGAUGGAGUGGGAGGAAUGGUCGCAUGGAGAUGGAGUGGGAGGAAUGGUCGCAUGGAGAUGGAGUGGGAGGAAUGGUCGCAUGGAGAUGGAGUGGGAGGAAUGGUCGCAUGGAGAUGGAGUGGGAGGAAUGGUCGCAUGGAGAUGGAGUGGGAGGAAUGGUCGCAUGGAGAUGGAGUGGGAGGAAUGGUCGCAUGGAGAUGGAGUGGGAGGAAUGGUCGCAUGGAGAUGGAGUGGGAGGAAUGGUCGCAUGGAGAUGGAGUGGGAGGAAUGGUCGCAUGGAGAUGGAGUGGGAGGAAUGGUCGCAUGGAGAUGGAGUGGGAGGAAUGGUCGCAUGGAGAUGGAGUGGGAGGAAUGGUCGCAUGGAGAUGGAGUGGGAGGAAUGGUCGCAUGGAGAUGGAGUGGGAGGAAUGGUCGCAUGGAGAUGGAGUGGGAGGAAUGGUCGCAUGGAGAUGGAGUGGGAGGAAUGGUCGCAUGGAGAUGGAGUGGGAGGAAUGGUCGCAUGGAGAUGGAGUGGGAGGAAUGGUCGCAUGGAGAUGGAGUGGGAGGAAUGGUCGCAUGGAGAUGGAGUGGGAGGAAUGGUCGCAUGGAGAUGGAGUGGGAGGAAUGGUCGCAUGGAGAUGGAGUGGGAGGAAUGGUCGCAUGGAGAUGGAGUGGGAGGAAUGGUCGCAUGGAGAUGGAGUGGGAGGAAUGGUCGCAUGGAGAUGGAGUGGGAGGAAUGGUCGCAUGGAGAUGGAGUGGGAGGAAUGGUCGCAUGGAGAUGGAGUGGGAGGAAUGGUCGCAUGGAGAUGGAGUGGGAGGAAUGGUCGCAUGGAGAUGGAGUGGGAGGAAUGGUCGCAUGGAGAUGGAGUGGGAGGAAUGGUCGCAUGGAGAUGGAGUGGGAGGAAUGGUCGCAUGGAGAUGGAGUGGGAGGAAUGGUCGCAUGGAGAUGGAGUGGGAGGAAUGGUCGCAUGGAGAUGGAGUGGGAGGAAUGGUCGCAUGGAGAUGGAGUGGGAGGAAUGGUCGCAUGGAGAUGGAGUGGGAGGAAUGGUCGCAUGGAGAUGGAGUGGGAGGAAUGGUCGCAUGGAGAUGGAGUGGGAGGAAUGGUCGCAUGGAGAUGGAGUGGGAGGAAUGGUCGCAUGGAGAUGGAGUGGGAGGAAUGGUCGCAUGGAGAUGAAGCUGUUGCGAAGCUUCCUGAUGACUCCGAUGCGAGAUUCUUUCAACUGGGUAUUGUGGAGGAGAGUGCAACGGGAGUGGAGCACGGGCAGAGGGUAACGGAACAAGAUUUAAAGUCUAGGAGGAAGCACAAUAGGGAGAAGGGCCGAAGAGCCAAGGCAUCUGGCCAAGGAGGUGACGUCAGAGGGGGUGAUGCGAAGAGAGGGUCUGGGGAAGACCAACGAGGCAUUUCACAUGCAGCAUCCGGCAUGGCUGUUGGGCAGCCGACUGCGAGAGGAGAGGUGCCCAUCAUCCGGUGCGUGGAGGAUGCAGAGUUCAUUGUGGACGCCAUCAGCCUCGUUGCGGGUCCACCCGCAUGCGCCACCUGCAUCUGCUGCUACCGCAGCUACACCUCCUUCAUCCCAUCCAUCGCUCUCGUCGCCAAGUUUGCCUACCGCCCCCUCAGUGUCCUCGUCAACCGCUUUCUGUCCGUCUUCCCGCCGCACUCCGCUGAGUUUGAUAAGCUUGUGAGGGUUAUGGGGUUGUCGCCGUUUCCCCCAGGACCACCAGCGCGGGCCAACCUGGCGAGGCUGCGUGGGGAGAUAGCGGCGGAGCGCCUUGGCUUCUUCAUGUUCACCGCCCUCACGUGGCCGGCGUCCAUUCUGGAUCUGCCGCAGUUUGAGAGCAAACGGGCGGAGGAGGGGUGUGGGCUUCGAGUGAAGAAGAAGGUGGGUAGGAAGAAAGGGAAGGCACGAGGGGAGGAGGAGGAGGAGGAUGAUGGGGAGGUGUGGGAGGAGUUGCAGUCGUGGUGCUACACGGCGUCGGUUGCCUGGCCGUCCCUCAUGCGUGCUGCGUUAAGCAAUCCCGAUGACAACGGUUGCGAGAUCGAGCCAUGGGGAGAAGCAGCACUAGCAGCGGCGGUCGUGGUGCGGUAA